Pseudoliparis swirei is the source of this 2939-nucleotide messenger RNA. RefSeq lists its product as uncharacterized. NCBI's taxonomy places the organism in Eukaryota, Metazoa, Chordata, Actinopteri, Perciformes, Liparidae. The record is from RefSeq and is a predicted model, not a curated record. The transcript is spliced from 3 exons. Bases 1301 to 2392 code for a protein of 363 amino acids.
GUGGAUUGGCUAAGUUGUAUAACCCUCAUUUAUAUCUUUAACCAGUAAUGUUAGCGGAAUGCUAUUUUAAUGAAGUAUCGAUACUAAAAAUAUGCAAAAUGAUAUAGUUUUGUAUAUACAGUGGGUACGGAAAGUAUUCAGACCUCUUUAAAAUGUUCCCUCUUUGUUUCUUGCAGCCAUUUGCUAAAAUCCAAAAAGGUCAUUUUAUUUCUCAUUUAUGUUCACACAGCUCCCCAUCUGGAAAAAACCCCCAGAAAUGUAGACAUUUUUGAAAAUUAAUUAAAAAAGAAAAACUGAAAUAUCCCAUGGUCAUAAGUAUUCAGACCCUUUGCUGUGACACUCAUAUUUAACUCAUGUCCAUUUCUUCUGAUCCUCCUUGAGAUGUUCUGCUCCUUCAUUGGAGAUAGAUAGAUAGAUAAAUACUUUAUUAAUCCCCAAGGGGAAAUUUGUCGUAGCAGUAGCAGCACCAAUAAACUAAACACACGAGAAUAAAAAAUAAAAUAUAAAAUAUAAAAAACAGAGAUGAAAGAUAGAGAUAUAUACAAGAAGUAUACAAAGUAAAAUAUAAAAUAAAAUAUAUAUGUAUAUAUACAACAUAUAUGCAUACACAAUACAAUACUAAUGACUAAAAUUAAAUUAAACAUAAAAAUAUUAAAUAUUAAAUAUAGACAGUGUGGAGUCCAGCUGUGCUUAAAUAAACUGAUUGGACUUGAUGGGGAACACACCUGUCUAUAUGAGACCUGACAGCUCACAGUGCACGUCAGAGCCAAUGAGAAUCAUGAGGUCGAAGGAACUGCCCAAGGAGCUCAGAGACAGAGUUGUGUUAAGGCACAGAUCUGGCCAAGGUUACACAAUAAUUUCUGCAUCCUUCAAGGUUCCGAAGAGCACCGUGUUCUCCAUAAUCCUUAAAUGGAAGAAGUUUGGGAGGACCAGAACUCUUCCUAGACCUGGCCGUCCAGCCAAACUGAGAAACGACGCUAAAAUCCAAAAAAUGGGGAGCUGAGUGAACAUGAAUGAGAAGUAAAAUGAACUUUUUGGAUCUGAGCAAAUGGCUGCAAUGAAACAAAGAGUGAAACAUGUAAAGGGGUCUGAGUACUUUCCGUAACACUAUAAAUACACAUGAAGAGGUUCUGGCUUUACUUCCUGUGGCUCAUGUCGGCAGCAGUGAGUCCUUUCUUUGAGUGACGAAGUCCAAUCGUGUUUCCACUUCCACAGCUGAGUCUCCCCGAAGAGCUCCGGCGCGCUGGAGGUGAAUCGUCGACGGCUGCGUUGAACAUCGAAAGCACCGGAGCGGGUCGAGAUGGAUUUCCUAGUGGAGGCGACGGUGCUCUUGGACGUUUUCCCCGACCAGGCGGCGGUGCACGACGUCCUGCGGUCGCACGGCUUUGCGUUGACGGAUCUGGGCGGCGGCCAGGUGCGCGUCAAGGGGUUCUUCCGGGACCUGAAGGCCGCAAAGGCGUCUCUGGAGCCGCUCCUCGCCGCACGAACCGCCUCGCCGGUCCCGGUGGCUUCCUCCGGAGCUGCUUUCAAACUCCCCGGCGGCGGCGGCGCCGUCACGGGCCGCGGCAGAGGCCGAGACCGACCUCGGUCCUCGCCCAACCACGCCUCCCCCCCUCCGCCUUCCCCCAACAGACACCUGUCCUCGGUCUCUCCACCGGGCCGGCGCGGCCCCUCCGGGCCCGGGAGGGAGUCCUUUGUCGUCGACGCGGACGUGCUGAGGUACGCGGAGCAGCUCCGGGCGAAGGACCUCAGCGGCAUCCUGCUCGGCCACGGCGUGGAAAUGGAGCCGCCGCGGGAAGACGCCGACGGCUGCGAGAGCCGCGUCGUCGUCUUGCUGGGGAAGAGCGCCAGAGCGGCCGCCGCGAAGCUGCAGAGCCUCCUGGAGGACCUCGGCAAGUCGCUGCGCACGCAGGAGGUUCCUCUGAGGGACAUGGACCGCGACGGCCACGCCCUCUGGAGGAGGAUCCGGAGCGAGAGAGGCGUCCACCAGGCCGUGGUGGUGAGGCCGACGGCCGACAAGCUCCACCUGAUCGGGCCGCCGGCGGCGAGCUACGAGCUGAAGCAGAGGCUGCUGGGAGGCUCGGGCGGACGUACGGGGAGGACGUCGGAGAAGAACUCCAAGAGGAGGAGCGCCUCUCUGCCGCCGAUCAGGCGCGGCGCCACCGCCGAGCCGUCUCCUCCCAGGCCGCCUCGCGGCGGGUCGCCACCUGGUUUUGGUCAAGGACGGGCUUCGAGGGGAAGAAGCCCGUCCGAGUCCCGUAAAAACAUCCGGGUCGUAAGCGCUUGCGUGCAAGAGACGCCGCCGUCUCACAAGAAAGCCCUCCUGAAUUUUGUGAACGAUAGGAAAACCGACAUCAAGAAAAAGAUGUCAUCUUUAAAAAAGAGAAAAUGAGCGUUGAAGUUGUGCUCCCGAAGGACGAGGCGGCACUGGACGCAGUCACGGGGUUCUGGACCGCGGAGCCCGGUACCAGACUCUGGAAGACAAGAGCGAUAUAUUUAAGGGUUGAUGGAAAGGUUUUAUUUUUUGGGGAGUUUGUGGUUUAUUGCUCCUUUGCUAAAGAGGCAGAAGAGAGAACAUUGUAAGAACUUAGGUCAAAGCACAACGACUGGAUCAGGGGGGGCGGGGCUUACACCAAAAUAAGCACAUUCUGUUUAAAAUGUGAAGUGUUCAGUCAGAGUGGUGUGAUGCGGUGUAAUAUACUAAUAUAGACUCUACUUGUUAUUCUAACGAUACCCCGCGCACACCUUCACACGACACAUCGCAGACGGUUACUUGAAGCCUCUGACGUCUCGUGCGGUUGCGUUGUCGUGUUGCGUGUAUGCCGGUUGCUGGGUUAUAAAUGUUGGUGAUCAACCAAACGGCUGAAUGUAAACUGGAAACAGCUGAAGGAUAAACAUGGAAAUGAAUUAAAACAAAUGAGCGUGAGCAGUGGAGAUGA